Caenorhabditis remanei is the source of this 1290-nucleotide messenger RNA. RefSeq lists its product as uncharacterized. The record is from RefSeq and is a predicted model, not a curated record. The coding region runs from base 1 to 1290 and encodes 429 amino acids. Lineage: Eukaryota; Metazoa; Nematoda; Chromadorea; Rhabditida; Rhabditidae. The transcript is spliced from 9 exons.
AUGUAUAAAGUAUGGAUAAACGAUUCACUUACCAUGGAAUGGCUCCUCGGCAUUAUUCUGAGAAAACGGACGUCGGACGGGCACACGUACAUUCAUUUUGUCACUUAUGCGGGGUCGGAACUCGUACUUGGAGAGGUUGUCGCAGAUGACAUGACGCUUCUCAGUGUUUCUCAGAUUUCUGCCAUACUACGAUACCCAUUAGGAAAAAUUAUAUCUGAUCGAGAUAUUGAAAGCCAAAGUUCAACAAAGUGGUGGUUCAUUAUAAUUGUAUUGUGUGCUGGGCUGUUCCUUAUUGGAAUAGGAUGGUUUUGUCUGUUUUUAUUUUUCAAUACAUGCGGUUUCAUGUAUGGUACCGAUUAUGGGGACCACAUGACUCGAGCACAAAGAGCCAGAAUGAGAAAGCAUCUAAUUAUUGAUACAGCGCCAUCUCAGUGUGAACCAGCUGCCGAGCAACCAAACGACGCACUCCCAUCUGAUGGUUCAAUUCCUUCCGAGGCAGCUAAGAAACCGAGACUGAAUAAAAAACUGCAACGAUCGUGUCGUACUCUCUCCGAGAUUCAUACGGAAAGACGUAUCAAGAAAGAGCAGGAGAAUAUUCGAAAGGCAAUACAGGACGCGUUCCACCAGGCGGUAGCUGAGAACAAAAAAGCAGUAUUAGAAGCCGGACCACUUCCUUCAUCAUUCGGUCCACGAGCAGUUGAUACGGAAAAUACGGAUGUCGAAACCGCGCAACGUGAAGUGGCCACAAAAAGUGAGAAAAAGAGAAGACACACCAAGAUUGGACCCUUUACCGCUGUCACGACCACCACUACUACAACGAAUGAGCAAGAAGGAAAAACGUCGGAAAUUAGUGGAGUGAGCAGUGUUACGACAACAUCAACCCAAGAAAUGGACGAGUUUGAUGUCUCCAAUCUGCCAGAGACCUCUUUGAAAAUUACAAAGAAAAAGAAGGGUCAAACGGAUGAAGCGGAGAUCGGAAGUGAACCAGUAUCAGACUAUGGUAGCAGUUUAGACGAUGAGAAAUCAAAAGACGAGGAAGAGCAGUCAAACGAAGUUCACGAAGAGCAUCGAGUGAGGCCAAUGACUGCAAAAAAGCAACGGACUUCUUUGUUUGGAGGGAGCGGAAUCUCACCUCUACCAGUUCAACCCAGGGCCUGGACAGUUUAUCAAGCUGGAGAUCGUGUUGCCGAAUUUUGGAAUGAUAAAAAUUACCAUAGUCAUCCAACACCAGCAAUGCCUACUGAAGAUGGAAUGAUCCAACUGAGAACAUCAAACUCAUUUAACUUCUGA